AUGAACACGCCGGCUGUCCAGAAAUACCAGGGCUACCCGGGAGUUCUAAUCGGGACCACCAGAGUCCAUGUGCCCCUGAACUUGGAUGAGACAUGGGCCAUCGUGGAUGAUGAUAUGUCCGAGCUUGAUGAGGAUAGUUUCGAUCAAUUUGAGGAUCUCAUCGCAGAAGAAUUUCCUCGCAGCAAAUCCGCCCGAGGGCCACUUAAACCCCAGGAUGAUUUUAAGGCCGAGGAUGGCUCAAACUUCAUCUUCGGCUUAAAUGACCUGGGCAAGGAUCUCGACGGACCCGAAAUGCAUCAGCUCCCGGAGGAUCAGAUUGACAACAACUUCAUUUUCGGCCUGGACGACCUCGGCAUGGACGUCGAUGGCCCUAAGAUGCACGAGCUGCCUGCUGACGACGAAGACUAUGAGGUUGGCCUAUCCCCUCGAACCAGCCGACCUGUCUUUGCCUCUCACCUAUGUAAAUCUCCAGAGCCGAUGUCCGAGGCCGCCCCACCGCGGCCAGCCCAGCAUACAGACAACGGCUUCGGCUACGACGCGGAUGAUGAGGACUCAGACUAUGAUGCGCUCGGCAACGUGUCCCCGCGCUGCAGGCCUCACUUUUGCAGCAAGAGACCGUGCAUCCUGGGGUGCCAACAAGGAGAUUCCGAGAUGCCAUGGAGGGACGCUACCACGUUCCGUCGUCAAGUCAGUGGGUGCCCGGGAAGAUUCUCGUAG
Truncatella angustata is the source of this 717-nucleotide messenger RNA. RefSeq lists its product as uncharacterized. The transcript has a single exon. NCBI's taxonomy places the organism in Eukaryota, Fungi, Ascomycota, Sordariomycetes, Amphisphaeriales, Sporocadaceae. Bases 1 to 717 code for a protein of 238 amino acids. The record is from RefSeq and is a predicted model, not a curated record.